AUGAAGUCCCUCUAUCGAGUAUUUUACCGCGACAAGAAGCUACUCUGGCUGCCGCUAUUUUUAUUCUCGCUACCGGCGUUUUAUUUUCUUGUCGACGACUCUUUCGGCAGCAGGUCCAAUUCUCAGAAGGCAAAUGAGAUCUCGAAUGAUCAGCUAACGGUGAUCAACGACUAUCUGUACCGGCUGCAGUUUUUAGAAAGGGAAAACAACGACCUGUUCGUCGAACUGCGUAGUCAGAUCGAUGCGUUAGUGAAUGUGCUGUAUGUGUGCACGAACAGCUCGAUGCCCGGUGGGGGCACGAACUUCAGCUUGGUUUCCGGUGCUGGUGCUAAUGUCGGCGCUGUUCACCUUAACCUCACUGCACUCGGCAACUUCACGCGGUCACCGUACCUGCUGUUGAACGCGUUGGUGAACAACGGCGACCUGGCCGUGCCGAAUAUCUACGUGCACUUUGCACAUCUGUUGCGACACCCUGACUCGUUGGUGCCGGCAGUGAGGAUGUCGCGCAACCGGCGAGGUCGACUGGUGAUCGGCGUGCCGACUGUCAAACGGGCUAAAACGACGUACCUCAUCAGCACGCUACGGUCGUUGAUCGACAACCUGAACAACGGCGAAGCAGCUCAGGUGGUCAUCGUGGUGUUCAUCGGCGAGCCGGGAGUCACCGAGUUCGUGCUACAACAACUGAAAAUGCUGCGAGACGAAUUCGACGAACAUUUUUCAUCUGGCAUGCUCGAAGUGCUGGUUCCACCAAAAAACUAUUAUCCAGACUUCAGUGCCAUCCGGUCGACAUUCAAUGACGACAAGCAAAGGAUGCGUUGGCGAACCAAGCAGAACCUCGACUAUAUUUAUUUGAUGAUGUAUUGCCAGAAACGGGCACCGUUUUAUCUACAGUUGGAGGAUGACGUAGUGACGCGCAAGUCGUACUUUUCGACCAUGUUCAAGUUCGUACACGAAAACGAACCCAUUCCGUGGUUUAUGCUGCAGUUCUCGUCGUUGGGCUUCAUCGCAAAGUUCUUUCGCACAAGUUCCUUGCCAAAACUCAUCGAGUUCCUGAUUCUGUUCUACCAGGAGAAGCCUGUCGAUUGGCUACUUGACCAUUUUAUGUAUGUGCGUUAUUGCAACCCGGACAAAUCGGCCAAAGAUUGUAAGGAGGCGAAAAGCAAGCAUGGUCUCGUCUAUAAGCCGAGUCUGUUUCAACACAUCGGCGUUCACAGUUCACUGGAUGGCAAAGUACAAAAACUGAAAGAACGAGACUUCUCAAAGGUACAGUACCACGUUUCGCACGUCAACCCUCCGGCGGUCGUCAACUCGUCUUUGACCGUCUACCAGAAGUAUACGUUGUCCGACGCGUACGCCGGUAAGUCGUUCUUCUGGGGAUUGGCGCCACAGAACAACGACUGGAUCCGUUUCGAUUUGACGCCACCGGUUCGCAUUCAUAGCAUCAAAUUUCGGUCCGGCAACCCGGAACAUCCGGACGACUUGUUUAACAACGCUACCGUUGAGGUCGCCGACGCCUCCGUUGUCCACGCUGCUGUCGACGAGGAGCAGUUCAGAAACUUAGGCUGGUUCUCGGCGACCGGUUCGUUCUACGCCGUCGUCAACUCGCCCUCACCGAUCAGGACCGUUCGUAUCGUGUUUCAUAGCAAUUCGAGCAACUGGCUUGUACUGUCUGAGGUGUGGAUUCGAGCCGCUGAUUCAUGA
Soboliphyme baturini is the source of this 1701-nucleotide messenger RNA. The record is from the annotation of a GenBank genome assembly. Lineage: Eukaryota; Metazoa; Nematoda; Enoplea; Dioctophymatida; Soboliphymatidae.